CAUCAUAAUGUAUUUGAACUGUGUCACACGUCCGCCUACUAUGUAUAGAGUGUGUUCUCAGAGCUGUGCUGUCAACUAGCAUCAGCUCUAGACAGGAGCUGUCUCACAGGCAGUAUGUGGUGAAACACCCCGAUGUGCAGUAUUCCGAUCUGAGUCAUAGCUUUCUUGUUGUGAGUGAACAGUUCAGCUGGGAUGUCAUGAAGAUCCUCAGCAGGGAAAUGAUGGAGUCCAACAGCUGUCCACAGCCGGGACACUGGAAGUCAGCGGAAAGCCUGAGGGUCAACAUUGACGACUGCUUGUUCAUUGUAGAGAAAAGCCUUUUAGCUGAGAACUGUGAGUACUUCAGAGCAUUGUUCCAGUCAGGGAUGAGAGAGUGCCAACAGGGAGAGAUCCAGCUGCAGUGUGUAGGGCUUCUGGGCUUUGUGGUCCUGCUGCGGGUCCUGGGCGGGGAGCAACCUGUGCUGAGCAGCGACGAGAUCGUGGAAGCCAUCCAGUGUACGGCUUUUCUGCAGGUGCCGGCUCUCACCGAGCACUUGAUCAAUACCGUCAAUUCUGAAAACUGCCUACUCAUGUACCACACAGCUGCCACCUACGGGGUGUGGGAGCUCUCCCACAGUUCCGCCUUAUUCAUCAGAGAUAUGUACACUGACUUGAAGGAGGAUGUUCACACCUUACCCAGCAAGCUGCUAGAGUACAUAGAGUCCCUUCUCCCGAGCAGCUACAUGGCAGUGUGCAGCCACUCGCCAACCACUGAGCUGCUGCAGGACGUCCAGAGGAGCGUCUGCUACCUGGACGAAGACAGUGGACAGUGGAAGUUCCUGACACAUCUACCUGCCAGCACCAGCACCACCAUGGCAGGCGUGGCCGUCCUGGACAACAACCUUUACAUCAUCGGAGGAGUGUAUGAUGUAAGCAAGAAGGUAGUAGAGACGGGUUUCUGUUACAACCCUGCAGCCAACACAUGGUCCACCAUCUGUGGCUCCCUGCAGCUGCGCUACAACUUCACUCUGAUAGGUUACAAGGGCUGCCUCUACGCUCUCGGAGGUGAGUACAACAGGAAGGCCCUGUCGUCUGUGGAGAGAUACAGGGUGUCUAAUGGAAGCUGGGGUUUUGUCUCCCCCCUUCCAUCCCCUGCAGCCUCAGUGGUGUCGGCUGUAGCCAUGAACAGGAUCUUUAUCUGUCUCUGGAAAGGUAAGGGGGCCACAGAUAUACACGAGUAUGUGUCUAAACGGGACCAGUGGCUUCUGGUCACCACGCUCAUCCGUACGCACAGCUAUGGUCUUUAUAUGGUAGCCCAUAAGGACAAUCUGUAUGUGAUGCGCAAUGGGCCCUGUGAUGACUUCUUACUGUGUGUGAUGGACUGCUACAACCUAAGUUCAGGCCAGUGGACGGCUGUGUGUGGCCAGUACGGGAACAGUAAAGGCUCUCUGCUCACUGCUGUGGUCAGAGGAGAUUCUGUGUUCACACUCAGCCGUCAGGUGACCACAGAGUAUACUGUAGAGGAUUACCAAUGGAGAGUAAAGCGUGAGAUGAGCGGUUUUGGCAGGAUUGGAUCCAUAUAUACAUUUCUGAUGAGGCUGCCUAAAGCCACUGUCUCCCCUAUAGGAAAUUUUACAGAUCUGACUCAGGACAAAAACCUCAGAGACUGUCCCACAUUCUCCCCACAAUGCUCUGAUAACCUGUAAGAGCUGCUGAAAAAAGGAACGACAUUACGUAUUUAAAAUACGAAUUAUGAGUAACUGUAUUCCAUUACAGUUUAAAUUGGUGGUAUUCUGAAUACAGUUACUGUCUUUAAAAUGGACUUGGUGUCUGCGCAGUGCACCUGCACCACACACCAGACGACAAUGGCAGAGGAGACGCACAGCCAGGACAUUGUCUGGAAUGUGUUUUUGGCAUGAAAAUGUAAAGAACUUUUGAAGAGUUAGAGAUACUGAUCCAGCUCUGUGUCAUCUGAGUGUGGGCAGUGUGUGCCGAUGAACGGUUUUUGGGUUUCCACCGUGGCACAAGCGCAUGGAGUUCUCCGUGGAGCAGGGCAGAACACUGGAGGUCCGCUGGAUGAUGCAAAACGAGAAGCAAAAAAACUUUCAUCUGCACAUACUGUCCACACUCAGAUGACACAGAGCUGUUUUAAAAUCAUCAAAGUAUUUCCUUAACUACAUUCAUAGCGACCCAGACAAAUAGGCGCAGCACCUGGGCAUCAGAGCCAUCACAUACUUUCAAAGUUAUUACCUUAGAACCCCCCACACACUUUAACCAUGUGAAAAAUCAGUGCAUCGGUCUUACAACUCUUUAGAGCUCUGUGUCACUACUUCAGUAUCAAAUUUAUUUUUUAUAUUAUUGCUUAUUGAGGGAAUGUCCAAAUCAAUAAUCACUGUUCCAUGUUUUCAUGUUUCCACUCUACUACCAUGCACCCAGACAUGCUCACACAUACACACGAGUGCGAAGCGGCCUCAAACCACCUCUAACGAGCUGUCAUUUAAAGAUAUGAUAUGUAAUAUUUCUAUACCUGUUGACCUACCUAACGACUAUACCUAUAUCCUAUAUGUUGUGCAUAUAUUGAGUUGUGUACUUACAUUAUCCCAAAUGUUUCCAACAAUGUUCAAACCCAGAGAAAUCUGUCAUUUUAACCAAUGACAGAGCAUGCCGUUUGGUCGCCUGUCAGGUGUCAUGUAACCUGACCCAUCUAGUUACUCUAACAACUGUGAAGCAAUAAUAGUUUAAUGAUCCGUCAGGAAACAGACCAUAUCAGACCCUCCACCCCCCUUCCCAGCAUGAAGUAAGUCUCGCAGCAGUAGGGAGUAACGUUACAACAAACCACUUUCCCCCCUGUUGCUGAAAACAUCUGAGAGAGGACACAGACAUGUAAAAUAUAUUGUGAUAUUGUGUUGCUGGCUAAUGUUAACUUGCUUACUCGCUAUCUAGUCAGCUACCACCACUAAUAGAAACAAGACAAACAUAAUUAUAUAGAUAUUGUAUGUUUUACUAAAUGAUGGUAUUUUUUUGUCUGUUGCUAUACCGUUCUAUUUUUGUAACAAAGUCUCUAACUGACAGUAAAAUGUGAAGUUUGACUCAGAUAUCUCAGAUAUCUUAGUUCUGUAAACUCAGAUAUUCCUACGAAGAUGUCCCAGCAAUUAGCUGCAGCAAUGAUUUGGUAACUAAAAGAAAAUGAUGGACAAAACAACAAAAAAAUAGCAGCCAACUUGUGAUAAAGUGGAAUAAUCCUUUAAAAACCAGCGGAUCAGUUUGGGUGAUGUUAAAGAGUAUAUAAGAAUAUGUUGAUGUUUAUGGAAGCUUUCUGUUUGUGGGAACUAGAUUCCUGAUGGACACUGCUCCUGUUUUUCUCAGGAAACCUUGGAUAGGUUUCCCAGACGGGUUCAUCCCAGGGGAGGAGGUUACAUAAGACCAGAACACAGAGGAGGACAAAACAGAAAGCUGCAAAUAGCAUUCAAGCUGUCCCAUGAAUGAUAAUUAAAGAAAAACACUGCCGUGGUGGAUUU
Molecule: messenger RNA, 3497 nt
Organism: Perca fluviatilis (European perch)
Lineage: Eukaryota; Metazoa; Chordata; Actinopteri; Perciformes; Percidae
Gene: kbtbd13
Product: kelch repeat and BTB (POZ) domain containing 13
Exons: 1
Coding region: 198-1685 (495 amino acids)
Molecular function (GO): protein binding
Source: RefSeq, a predicted model, not a curated record